UUAAAUGGGAGGUGGGAUGUUGAUCUACAAAAAAAUGGGAGGUGGGAUCAGCAGUUGGAAGGGUGUCCUUAUAACUCCAAGUGAGUGUGACUUUUCAGGAAGCAGGAGGAAAGGAAAAAAUUACUGCGAUUCAGACACACAGCAAUGGUGACGACAAGAAGACAGGCGGCCUCUGCAACUCCGGACCCAAAAACGCCCCAAAAUGCUACGAAUCCCAACCCAAAUACCCGAAACCCUCGAACACCAUUUUCCACCACGGCCAUCAUCUCCGCCUCCGUCAAAUCUGUCUUAUUGCAUGAUUGGUGGCUGGUAAAGGCUGAAGGAAAGGGCUUGGCUGUUGGAGGUCUUUCUUCUAGAGAUGGACUAGGAGUAAGAGUUUUUAGCUCAGCAGAAAUUUCCAAGAGACACACGGCCACUGUUCUUGAGACAGCAGAUGGGAUCAUGGUUACAGUUACUGGCUUCUUAGAUAGGUCUCGCACGCAUCAAAAUGGCUUUCCCCCAGAGCUAUACAAUCACUUUCUGCUUGGAUUUCCAUUUAACUGGGAGGAGUACGCUGCUGUUGAUUUGGGUGAAGAUUCUAGUGACAUAGGUGCUUCAUUGAGGAAAUCAGCUUCCCAAAAGUUCAACAUGCCUUCAAGAAACAACGAAAGUAAUUCCUUACCAUUUUCUUUAGAUGAUCUCACAGCGACAAAGGGACGUGAUAUAUUAAUGUUAAGUUAUGGAGACUCUGAUUAUCAUUCACUAGUGAAGAACAUUUUCAGUGAUAUACUGGGAACAUCCAAGGACAAAGCUUUUGAGCAUACCGGGUCAUCAAUCAAUUUAAAUGUGGAAAAUAGUUGUCCGGUUGAAAAUGUAGAUUCUGGAACAACUAAAACUCCAAGAAAGCAUAAGAAGGUUAUUGUUCAAGAUGGCAAAAACAUGAUCACAGAAACCAGUAGGGUAGGGGUUUCCACAAGAAGCAUGACUAAAGGUGUUUCCACAAGGAGCAUGACUAUAAGGAAGAUUUCCACAAGAAGCAUCACCGGAAGAAAGUUGUAGCCCACCAGCGUUUCCGUCAGAGCCUACGGGAACUAAAUCGGAGGGGCAAAAAACAGUAAGUGCUGAAAAUUUGAGUCAUGCUGCCACAUCAUCUGGUGAGGGUAUAGGGGCUAAAGUCAGAAUAUGAAGUGCAAGGCUGAGGAAUUUUGAAAAUAUCUGCAAGGCACAUCUCUAAAUCACCACUGAUAACUUUUUGGAGUGGCUUCUU
Prunus avium (sweet cherry) is the source of this 1246-nucleotide messenger RNA. RefSeq names its product EMBRYO DEFECTIVE protein. Lineage: Eukaryota; Viridiplantae; Streptophyta; Magnoliopsida; Rosales; Rosaceae. The record is from RefSeq and is a predicted model, not a curated record.